Bradysia coprophila is the source of this 775-nucleotide messenger RNA. RefSeq names its product dynein regulatory complex protein 8. NCBI's taxonomy places the organism in Eukaryota, Metazoa, Arthropoda, Insecta, Diptera, Sciaridae. The record is from RefSeq and is a predicted model, not a curated record. Gene Ontology annotation, molecular function: calcium ion binding.
CAUAGAGUGGCGCUUUAGCAGCAGUUAUGUGUACUUUAGCUUUAUGUUUGAUCGAUAAAUAAAAAGGUUCGAAAUGGAUCAAGACAUAUCACUUUUGAUUACUUCCGACUUGGAGAAAAAGAUAUCCGACUGUUUUCUGAUAUUCGACCAUCAUGGAAACAAGACUGUCGAUGUUCGAGAAAUCGGGACGAUAAUACGUUAUUUAGGUUGUGUUCCCUCUGAGGACGAGAUAAAUGAAAUAAUUUCUGCAACAGAAUCUGAGGAUUCAAGUGGAACCAUAACACUAUCGAAAUUCCUUCCACAUGUUACUCAACUGCUAGCAGAGCAUAAAAUGGAAGCUGCAUCGCCAGAAAAACUGUUGGAAGCCUUUAAAGUCUUGGACGUUGAUGGUAAAGGUUACUUAACGAAAGAAUAUAUGAGCAAAGUGAUGAUGCAGGACGGUGAGCCGUUUACACAAGAAGAACUGGACGAAAUGAUGUCUUCAGCAGUUGAUGCUCAAACUGGUAGAAUACCUUACGAAUACUACAUCAACUCACUGAUGGUGGAUGUAUAGAAUGUGCAAAGAUAUGACGAAAAAGCGAUUGUUUCAUAUACUUACACUCAGUGAACAUAGUAGCGUCGUAUUCACUUUCACAGCAGUGUUCUCCAGAAUACCUAACUAUAAGUGUUUGAUUUUACGGCUGGGAAUCGAUUUUCGAAUCGGCUAGGUGUGGUCAUUAAAUCUGUUACUUCUUUUGUUUAAAGCAUUUCCUAGUCUUUGAUGCAAAAUCUUGUA